Messenger RNA from Cetraspora pellucida, 2886 nucleotides. NCBI's taxonomy places the organism in Eukaryota, Fungi, Glomeromycota, Glomeromycetes, Diversisporales, Gigasporaceae. The record is from the annotation of a GenBank genome assembly.
AUGGACGAAGAUUCACUAUAUGGAGAAAGUUAUGCCGCUAGCGGUUACACUUCUGUUUACGAAGAAAGUCCAGAAUCAUAUACACCUCCAAGAAGUGACAAAUUCUAUAGACAAACUUCUGAAUAUCAUAUCCAGCAAGCUGAAGAUGCCGUAAGAGCUUUGAAAUAUGUUGUGAAUGGACCAGGAUGGAAGAAAGUUUUAACGAAUAAAAGGGGUACUAUGGUUUAUAAUAAGCGGGGAAGUAUGUUAGACGAAAAAACUACAGUGUAUAUGGGUGAACACGAAAUAGUCGGAGGCCAUCUUGUCGACAAUUUGAACGAUACAACAAGCACAACUUACAUGGUCAUGCAUGCGUUAGCCGGAACAAAAUCAAGAGACUUGUCAUUAGUGGAAAAGAUAGAAUGUGCCUCAACAGGUGAAAUUUACUUUGCCGCAACUUCAGUUGACAAUCCAAAGGUUCCAAACAUUGCUGGAAGAAUCCGUGCAGAAAUUAUACUAAAUGGCUGGAUUCUCGAAUCUCUUUCUAUUUCUCCGCCCAGAACGAGAGUUACUUACGUUCUUCAAGUAAAUGUUAAUAGUUGGUUUCCAAACUUUAUUGUCUCAACAUAUAUGUCUAGAAGGCCUCUUGUUCUUUGUGCUGUUGAAGAUUAUUUGAUAAAGAAUGAUCCGCCAAUAAUGCCAAUAAAUAAUACAUCGCAAACUUCUCCGAAACUUUCUCCAAAAAUUUCUCCAAAAACUUCUAAUGGUAUACAUGAUAAUGAAAUUGUAGAGAGAAAAACCCCAAAGCGUAAAAUAUCUUUUAAGGAAAGUGAACCAAUUCCUGAAGAUAUCAAUUUUACCACUUUUGACAGUGAUACUAUAUAUGAAGAAUCUAUUCAGCUAUCUGAAAACCAUACUUAUAUCGACGAUAAUUUACUACCAUUAAUUCCAUCCGAUAUCUCGUCUCAAGUGAAGUCACCUAAGCUAGCACAAAGAUCCAUACCUGUACCUCCAAGUUCGCCUCAAGCAAUUUCACCAAAAAGCAUGUCAAUUACUUCUUCGGAUAUAAAACAAUCAUUAAGACAGGAUCGUCAUCAUAAUUCUGCAAUAAAUGCACUAUUUAAACUAAAAACAUUAGCAAGUGAUUUAAAUGGUUGGGAAUUUCAUACGGAAGAGCGAGGGGAUGUUCGAUUUGAUGAAGGUAUAAACAUUGAACGUUUGGGACCAAAUGAAUUUUUAACAAAACUCGCGAUGAAGAGUAACUUCCCGAUCAGUCGACGAGACUUGUCAACGGUUAGUAUUAUUGAACGUGAUCCAGAAACUGGUACAAUUUGGCAUGCCAGCACUUCGAUCGUCGAUCCAUUGAUUCCUGAAAAUAGGAGACAUGUCCGGGCGAAUUUAGAUAUCUCCGGAUGGCAGCUACGUCCUAGGGUUGACGAAGAAGAUUUGUCAACAUACUUGGAAAUUACCUACAUUGUUGACAUUGAUAUCAAACUUGAAUCAAUCCCCCCGUCGAUCAUCAAAAACAUUUUAUUGCAACCACCAUUAUGCGUCGCAAAUAUUAUAGAAAUAUUGAAAACAAUGGGUCAUCCACCAUAUGUAAAGAAUACUACUGAUUCUAUUAUAAGUGAAGAAAUUGAUAUCAAAACUUUUCAAUAUGAUUUAGCCAUGGAAAUUAUUGGCAAUGGAGUAACUGACAUCAAAACUUCAAAGACAAUGUAUCCUAAUGGGUUUGAUGUAUCAGUUGCACCAGAAGGCUUAAAAAUCGAAUUAUUGGCACCAAGGUAUACUGACAUAAGGGUCACUGUGCCUGAUGAAUUGCGUUUCGAAAUAGUAAAUAUUAGGAUUACAACAAAUCCGAUAAGAGAUUGUUCAAUAGAUUCCCCAGCACCAUCGUCAACAGAUGGAUCAGAAGAUAAUGAAAUGUUGGUAUCGGAUUCAGCAGAUUCUACACUUGUUACUAAAGAUUCUGACAUCUACGAAAGAGAAAACUUUCAACUUAAACACUUGAAAGCUGUGGUUACUGAUCCAAAAGUUACUAUCACAGACCAAAUAUCUCAACCAUCAGAAGAAAGUCCUGAGCUAGAAACUCAAAAACUGAUUGAACAAAAUAUUUUUGUGAAUAAGAACAAAGAAAAACAAGAAUGCCCAUCAGAAGAAACGUCACCACCGCUACCAAUACUACCACCGAAGACAACAACGAUAAAAUCACCACAAAUGCUACCGACAGCAACAAUAAAACCACCACAAAUGCUACCGCCGACAACAACAAUAAAACCACCACCAAUGCUACCAAAGACAACAACAAUAAAACCACCACCAAUGCUACCAAAGACAACAACGAUAAAACCACCACAAAUGCUACCGACAACAACGAUAAAACCACCACAAAUGCUACCACCGACAACAACGAUAAAACCACCACAAAUGCUACCACCGACAACAACAAUAAAACCACCACAAAUGCUACCGCCGACAACAACAAAACCACCACAAAUGCUACCAAAAACGACAACAACAAAACCACCGCAAAUGCUACCAAAGACAACAACAAUAAAACCACCACAAAUACUACCAAUGACAACAACAAUAAAACCACCACAAAUGCUACCAAAGAUAACAACAACAAAACCACCACAAAUGCUACCGCCGACAACAACAAUAAAACCAUCACAAAUGCUACCAAUAACAAUAUCCCCUCCAACAUCACCAACAACAACAAUAAAACCAUCACAAAUGCUACCAAUAACAAUAUCCCCUCCAACAUCACCAACAACAAUAAAACCACUACAACCAAAAACAACAACAAAAUCACCAACAGUAAUAAAACAACCAAUAUUACCACCAACAACAAUAGCACCACCACCACCCAUACACCACCAACAACAACAACCACAUCAACUAUAA